This is a messenger RNA of Cicer arietinum (chickpea), 361 nucleotides long. RefSeq lists its product as uncharacterized. Lineage: Eukaryota; Viridiplantae; Streptophyta; Magnoliopsida; Fabales; Fabaceae. The record is from RefSeq and is a predicted model, not a curated record.
AUGCGGAAGCUUACCCCUCGGUUUAUAGGACCUUACCAAAUUCUUAAGCGUGUCGGUAACAUAGCAUAUCAGAUCGCGUUGCCUCCGUCUCUUUCUAAUCCUCAUAGUGUCUUUCAUGUGUCUCAACUUCGCAAGUACGUUUUCGAUCCGUCGUACGUGAUUGAGUCAAACAAGGUCCAAAUAAAAGAGAAUCUAACUUUUGAGACCUUACCGCUACGGAUUGAGGACCAAAUGAACAAAGAAUUAAGGGGUAAGACGAUUUCAUUGGUUAAGGUUGUCUUGGGAGGUGCUACUGGUGAAAGUGCUACGUGGGAGGUCGAAAGCCAGAUGCGCGAUUCUUAUCCAGAACUAUUUCCGUCAG